GUUCAACUGGUGCAGAGCCAGCUGUCCCCAAGAUGUGUGGUUGUGUACCACCGGUCGAAAACUAUAACUAUGCGACCUCGGGACGACCCUACCAAGGCGUGCAGUGUGCACCGGGGAAUAACGGGAGCCUUCCUGUUCGGCCCGUCACCACCUACGCCAUGCCACCGCCGCCCCAGCAGCAGCAGCAACAACAGCAACAGCCCUGUUGUAGCGGGGGAGGCGUGCAGCAGCAAGUCGUGCCCUGCUACGGUGGCUCGCGAUGCCCCGGCUCCCCAGUACAGGCGCCAGUGCAAUUUCAAGCGCAGUCGGUUGGAAAAACUAUCCAAGCUGCUCCGACGCGCUGUACUGCGGCGCCCAGUGGAAGACCCGUGCCUGCGGAAUGUGGCCCCGGGUGUCAUGCUGUUCCACUCGUUCCGUAUUCCCAUGGAGGACGGCCGCAGCCUGACAACUCACUGGAAAGAAGAACACACGGGGAGAGUUGUGGCCGUGUCCUUUAUGCGCCUGUUCCAGCAGCGCGAUGCAAUGCAUGUCCGCAGCCUACUCAGCAGUUUUCGUCGAGAGUUCAGCCCAUGCCGCAGCAGCAACAACACUCGCAGCAAUCGCCGCGCCAACACUCCCGGCAGUACUCGACCCAACCCGGUCGACAGCAGUACCAGCAGCGGCAGCCGAGACAGCAGCAGCAACAGCAGCAGCAGCAGCCCCAGGGACACGUUUGUUAUCGUCCUGCAGAAUUCCAUGGAGGAUACGCAGGAACUUCAGGCGCUGGUGGAACUGUUCCCGCAAGUGCCGGUCAUGUCCAUCAGUGGUGAAUUUCUCCGUGACGAGGAGCUGCUGCUCAUGGGAGAGCCGCUUGCCAAGCGCAAGGUCAUCGUCAUGGUCUUACAGCUGCUUCCCCCCGGCGCCGAAGCCCAUGUGAUUUUGGAUGACCAAAUUGAGUGAGCAAUAAACCAAAAAGAGCGCCUGGCCUGUAAAACUGCAGUG
Molecule: messenger RNA, 981 nt
Organism: Rhipicephalus sanguineus (brown dog tick)
Lineage: Eukaryota; Metazoa; Arthropoda; Arachnida; Ixodida; Ixodidae
Exons: 2
Coding region: 70-939 (289 amino acids)
Source: RefSeq, a predicted model, not a curated record